CCCCCGAAGAUGAAUACUACCGCCGCGAGCCUCCUCAACUGUUCCUCGGCGAGCUCCAAUCUCAGAAUUCCGAUCUACAGCGCGAGUUGGGCAAUCUUAAGAAAGAGCUUGAACUGACCAACCAAAAACUGGGUUCCAGCAUGCAUAGCAUAAAAACCUUCUGGAGCCCAGAGUUGAAGAAAGAGCGAGCAUUGCGUAAAGAGGAAAGCGCUAAAUACAGCCUUAUAAACGACCAACUGAAGUUACUCAACCAAGAAAACCAGAAACAAGCAAUGCUCGUACGUCAGUUGGAAGAGGAGCUGCGUCUGCGCAUGAGACAACCGGCACCAGAAUUGCAGCAACAGCUGGAAGCGCUCUACGCCGAAAAUGAACAUCUGCAGAGAGAAAUAGCUAUACUAAGGGAUACUAUAAAGGAAUUGGAGCUGAGGAUAGAGACUCAAAAGCAAACGUUGCAGGCCAGAGAUGAGAGCAUCAAGAAACUAUUGGAAAUGCUACAGAAUAAAGGGAUGGGCAAGGAGGAGGAAAGGCAAAUGUUUCAGCAAAUGCAAGCAAUGGCGCAAAAACAGGAGCUCAAGUCGACGGCGGAAACGCUGCGGGCGCUUCAGAUGCAGCUGGAGCGCGCGCUGUCUGCGGCAGGGCUGCCCGGGGGCUCGACGGGCGCCACGCUCACGGCAGUGCUCGAGACCAAGGAGGCGCGCAUCGCUACGCUGGAGCGGCAAGUCGCGCUACUCGAGAGCGAGUUAUCCAACUACGCGUCGCUUUCGCUCGCGCCCUCACACGCCUCGCUUUACGAUAGAGCCGAGCCCUUCAAGCGACAAUUGGAUGAAUUUCGGCUGGAGAUUCAAAGACGAGAUCAGGAGAUUUUGGCGAUGGCAGCAAAGAUGAAGGCAUUGGAAGAACAGCAUCAAGAUUAUCAGCGCCAUAUUGCCGUCCUUAAGGAAUCGUUGUGUGCUAAGGAAGAGCAUUACAGCAUGCUGCAAACUGAUGUUGAAGAACUAAAGGCAAGAUUGGAUGAGAAGAGCAGGCUCGUGGAGAAGAAGACAGCGUCAGCUUUAGCAGUGGCACAUGAACUAUCGGAACUAAGAGACCAUUCGGAGAUCAAAGAUAGAAAGAUAAACGUAUUGCAGAGGAAGAUUGAAAACCUUGAAGACUUGCUCAAAGAAAAGGAUAAUCAAGUUGAUAUGGCAAGAGCAAGAUUGAAUGCAAUGCAAGCACAUCACUGCUCUUCUGAAGGUGCCCUGUCAUCUUUAGAAGAAGUUAUUGGUGACAAAGAAAAGCAAAUCCAACAACUAAGAGAGCAGAGAGACAGAGCUGAACAUGAAAAGAACGAAGAGAGAGAACUUCAUGAGAGAGAGAUAGCAGAUUACAAAAUGAAACUUCACGCACUUGAGAGUGAAGUAGAAAAGUUGGGUGCAAGACUUGAAAGAGCUCAAGCAGAGAAAGAUAGGCUUGAAGCUAAGUUAGAAAGCUCGCAGUCAGAAUUAGGGAAAUCCAAAGCAGAGUUAGACAAGGCUGCUAGUGAAGUCGGUAGAUCAGGGGCUGAUUGGGAAGCUGCUAAACAACGUCUGGCUAGAUUAGAACUUGAAAACGAAAGACUUAAACAUGAACUUGAAAGAUCGCAAACAACGUUUGGACGAAGUACGCUUACUACUUCACAGGAAUUAGACAGAGUUCAAGAAAAGGCAGACAAGAAUGCUGCAGAAUUAAGAAGGACUCAGGCAGAGCUUAGAGUCACUCAGGCUGAUGCAGAGAGAGCUCAUUCUGAGGCUAGUGCAUUGCAAGAAAAGUUAGAGAAAUCGCAAGGAGAAGUUUAUCGUCUGAAAGCCAAACUCGAAAAUGCACAAACUGAACAGGAUAGCUUGAAGGAAGAAUAUGAUAGGUUACAAUCAUCUAUAAAUCGCCUGCAUUCUGAACGCGACAAAGCAACAGCUGAGUUGGACAAGGCUCGUGAAGAGCUGGAGAGGACACAGGCCACGCUAGGCAAGGCUCAACUGCAGCAGGACAAGUUGCAAGCGGCAUUAGACACAGCGCAUUCAGAAAUUGAUAAACUACAGGAGAAGUUAGAAAAAUCUGCGGUUGAAGUGAGAAAACUUCAAGUAGACCGCGAGAAGUCGGCAUAUGAUUUCGAAUCUCUGCAGUCUCAGCUUGACAAGGCUUUGGGGCAGGCAGCGCGCUUGCAGAAGGAGAGGGACACGGCACAACUCGACGCUGACAGAUUCAGAGAUAAGAAUGAUAAGGCACAGGCAUUGAUAUCCCGUAUACAAAAGGAGAGAGACAACGCACUCGCCGAAGCUGCAAGUUGCAGAGAAAGGGCAGAAGCAGCCGCCGCUGCUGCGAAUAGAGCAGCAAGAGAUAGAGAUAGUGCCGCCACCGAGCUAGACGUGCUGAGAGAGAGAUGGGAGAAGGCCCAUCAGCAACAUCAGAAACUUACUAUGGAAAGAGACGACGCUGUUACAGAAUUAGAAAUACUCAAAGAAAAACUCGAAAAAUCUCUCUAUACGAAUUCAAAGACUAUUGAAGAGAAGGAGACUGCGCACAAAGAAUAUGAAAAAAUGCUUGAGAAAUCGCAAAAUGAAAUAUAUCGGCUACAAAAUAAGAUAGACAUUCUAGAAGCGGAUAAAGAUAGAAUUGAACUUGAACUAGAAAAGCAAGUCCAUUUAGCAACUAAGGCAAGGGAAGAUCAAAGAAAAAUGCAAGAUGAAUUGUCAAGAGUACAGGAAAUGUAUGAUAGAGCCUCUUUACAGCUGGGUAGAACCAAAGAACAGGAAGAAAAAGCUAAAGAAGAUAUGGAUAGGUUAAGUGUUGACAUCGAAAUGGUUCGGGAUAGAUAUGAGAAGAGUCAAAUUGAAUUGAGAAGGCUGCAAGCAGAGAAAGAAAAACUAAUUGCUGACGGUGAACGUUUACAGUUUGAAUACGAUAGAGCUAUGACUCAAUGUGGUAAAGCACAGGCUUCAAACGAAAAGACUCAGGAAGAAAUGGCACGGGUACAAAUAGAACUUGAAAAAAUGUAUGACAAACACGAUAAAGUUUCAGCAGAGUUAAGGCGAGUUCAAGCAGAAUUGGAUAAAGUUAAAGCGGAUGCUUCGGGAGCACGGGAAGAGGCCGAGCGAUAUGCGGCGCGGUAUGGAAAAUAUCAUGAUACUAAAGAAGAACAUGAAAGGACGAAAUUGGAAGUAGAAAGACUGCGGACAAGAUUGGAGAAGACUUCACUUGAACUGGAGCGGGCACGAAAGGCAGAAGAAGAAGUCACACGUCUACGAUCAGAACUCGAACGCGUCGAAGGCCUACGAGGUAAAUACCAAUUUGAACAGGAUAAAUGGAGUACAGAGUUAAAUCGUAUGCAAACGGAACUUGAGAAGCAGCGAGAAAGAUUUGAGGCUUCUCAAAAUGAAAUUCAACGCUUACAAAGUGAAAAAGAGCAGGCCGAAACUAAAUUGCACGAAUUGAAUAUUCAGUUAGAAUUAUCUAAGAAUGAAGUUACGAAACUUUCAACGUCAAUGGAAAAGCAAAGAACAGAUUUAGAAAGAGCUCAUAUUGAAUGUGAGAAGUUUAGGGAUAGGUGUGAGAAAUUAAAGUUACGUUCGGAUCAGUUAGAAAAAGAUAAUGAAAGGCUUAAAGGAGAACUUCAGCAAAUUGAAAGGAUGAAAUUGCAGGCUGUUGCAGGGGACAAGGCUAGGACUGAAGAUAGGUUAGAAAUAGAGCGUCUCCGGGAUAAGUUAGAAAAGGCAAUCCAAGCAAGAGACAAUACUGAAAUGGAAGCAGGGCGAUUGGCAAAGGAACUGGAGAAAUCACAUGUGCAUCUUGCUAAAUACCAGGAAACCAAUGAAACCACGCGAGUAGAAUACGAUCGAAUGACCAAUGAAUUAGGACGAAUGCACGAGCGCUUGGAACGAACUAUUUUGGAAAUGCGUCAGAUAGAACAGGAGAGAGAUGCUUUGAGGGUAGAAAUACAAAACAUGAGACGAAAUGUAGAGCAGCAACAGCGUACUUUAGAUCAUCGCACACAAGAAACCUUGGUUAAAUUGCAACAAGAACUUGCACAAUCGGUCAGAGAUCGAGAAAAAAUGGCGUCCAUAUUAGAGCAAAGAGAUAAGCAAGCGGAUGCAAUUGAAAAGCAGAUAGUCAAACUCGAAGCUGACACAAAACAACUGACUAUUGAGCGUGACCAACUAGUGGCUCAGUUGGAAAAGUCUCAAGACAUGCUUGUUAAUUUCCAGAGAGAGUUGAACUCUUCUGAGACUGAACUGCAGAAACAGCGAGAAGAAGUGAGGCGUUUAAAGGAGGAGCAGAGGAAAAUCACUCAAGAUUCCGAACGCGGCACCAAAUCGGUUAUUGAAAAUCGUGACCGUGAGAUUGCAAAACUGCAACAGCAGGUGCAAUCUACAGCAAAAGAAAGAGAUGCAUUCAGACAACGAGCAGAAAAGUCUGAAAAGGAGGCGCAAAAAGUCGGAGAGAUCGAUAAAUGGAAAGCGGCAGUUGAAGCGGAGAAGACGAAAGCAAUUGCAGCGGAAAAAGCAUUGUCUGAAUGCCAACAGCGCUUGCAUUCAUUGGAAAAACAAUUCCAGACUCAGCAACAGCAUUUGCAGCAGCUACAAGCGCGGGGUUCAACAGAAGUACAGAAGCAGCUUGAAGCGGCUCAAGCGGAGGCGCGAUCACUCGCUGUGGAGAGAGAACGUUGCCAGUCGCAGCUGGAGAUGCUCGUUCAGGAGUUGGAGAAGAGCCAGCUCGAUCUCCGAGAAGCGAACAAGAAACUUCAAGCUGGGCAGAGCGCCAAAGCUGGGGAAGAUACGGCUCAGGCUAAGAAACAGCUGCAAGAAGAAUAUAAGAAGUUAGAAGACGCCAGAAAGCAGUUUGAAGAUAAUAGAAGAGCGGUUGAUAAUAAGCGUAAAGACGUCGAAGAAAAGGAGAAGUCACUGAUGGAGUUAGAUCGACAGUUGAAGAAGAGAAAAGAACAAAUGGACCAAAUGGAGGCAUCUUUGAGAAAGGCUGGGGGAAGUACAGCAGCGGUAACAGAAAUGAAUCGCAAACUGACAGACACGCAGAAAGAGGCUGAUGAAGUGAAGAAGCAACUAAAUCAGAGCCAGGAAGAGUCUAAGCGACUUGCGACAGAGACGGAGCGCCUGUUGCAGCUUGUGCAGAUGUCGCAGGAAGAACAGGCGCAGAAAGAGAAGCAGAUAAUGGAAUUGCAGCAGUCUGUCAGAAACCUUCAAGCCAAACUAAAAAGCCAGCAACAAGCACAAGCACAAAAAGAAGAGGAGCUAAAUAGAGCAAGGCAAAGUGAAAUAGCUGCAAUAAAAGAUCUAACAGACACACUAAAAGAAAGGGAUAGACUUAAAAGAAAAUUGGAAGAAAACAAAAUGAAAUUGAUAGAUUUUGAAAUUGAAUUGAAUGAAUCUUCGCUUAUAUUGUCUGAAGUUUUGAAAAUCUCGGAUAGUCAAGAGUUGAAUAAUAUAAAAAAGACUAAGAGUUUCUUUGAGCUUCAGAAAAGUGGUAAGGUAGUAGAUAGAUUGGAUAAGUGCAGAUUCACAAGAAGUUACAAUGAUUUACUCAACUUAAGUGAUAAAAACAACCAAAGUAAUAUUUACAAGCUAACUAGGAAAAUUACAGCGCUGACCAAAGAAAUAGAGAUUAAAAAUUCUAAGAUCAUCGAGCAACAGAAAUGUAUUUCUAUAUUAGAAGACGCAUUGAGAGAGAACAAUAACAUAGCAGAAUUUGAGCAACUUCUAACGGUUAUAAGAAGUAAAGACGAACGUAUCAACGAUUUGGAAGAAAUAAUAAAUAACAAAUCGAGUAAAGGGAACCAUUUUAAUAGAGAUAAACGGAUUUUAGAGUUAGAGGAAGCGUUGAAAGAGUCCUUUAUGAUAGCCGCCGAGAGGGAGAAAGUGUUUUAUGAAGAAGAGAAAAAGAGGAUUGAAAAUCUGAAGAAGAUGGAAAAAAUGCAACAAAGAUUACAUUCACUGCAAAACGCAUCUGCACUGAACUGCAAUACUUGUUCAGCAGCGUUGAAGUGUUCGAAAAAUUUGGAGGUAAAAUUGAACAGCUGUCAGUUGAAACGAGAUAAAAUACUGCAACACUUUUCAUAUGUCAUACAAGAUCUUCUCGAGAAAGCUAUAACAGAAAAAGAUGUUCGAAUAGCUGAACUUGAAGUUAAAGGUGUAUUAGAUGAAAAGGAAACAAAAAUAUACGAUGUCUUGAAGGCUGACAGAGUUAGAAUGCUCAAUCGUUUAAGGGACGAGAACGCAAAGAUCCUAGAAUUUGGACAGGAGACACCAGAACAGCUACAGGUCGACUCACUACCGCUCACAUAUGCCGACGAACUCCUAACUGUUUGCAAUGAGAAUGUAAUUAUUUGGGAGGAGGAUCUACAAGCUACCGUCCUGUGACAACAAAGAUAAGUUUUACUGUUGUGGCCUAACAUAUAGCACACCAUCUCAUCUGCUACCUUACUCAUCAUCCGCUUAUCAUCUGCCUAUCCCAAAUGUAUACUAAUAUCUGCCAAACGAAUUUCUGUAUGGUCUGGUAUUUUAGUGAUUUUGGUGGCAAUACGUUAUUUUGUAAAUAAACAUCCAUGUUCUUUUUCGUUUUAUCUUUUAUUUUCCACACGAACCUCUCAACGUACUAAUAUAUUUUAUAUAUCGAUGGAUAUAACAAGAUUAUAUUUUAAUUAUAAUGUACUUGUUAAAAUUAUUAUGUACAUGUUAAGCAAUAAUCUCAUUUCUAAUUAGAUAAAUAAUUAUUGGUUUCUAUUUUUAUCUAGUAAAAAUAUUCAUUGUCCAUAAGUUCUAACAAGUUAUACCAACAUAUUGUUAUUAUAAGCACCAAAGAAUUUCGUAAUUAUUAUUUGUAAAUACAACUCGUAUGCUAUGUCUUAAAGUUGUUAACCCUUUGAUUUAAAAAUACAUAUCAAGCACAAAACUAUGGCCUGUUUGCAUAUCAUAUCACUUGGGAUUGAAAGCACUGGCUUGUAAAAGGAUUUUCUUUAAAGCUGACAGCUAGAGCUUAGACACGUCCGUGUUCGAUGAGCGCUGACGUAAAAGUGACCUAUUUUGCGAAGUUGAAUAUUGACUGAAAAAUCUUGACAGUUAUUUAAGAAUACCCACGGUUUAUAAGCUUUUAUAUAGUCAGAAUAUCUUGCAAGUGUGAAGGCUUUUGUAUCCAAAUAAUUUAUUUAUGUAUGAAUGAAAGUUACAAUUUGUUAUAUGUGUGUUAAUUUAUCAAAUUUUUAUCUAAUGUUCCAAACCCAGUAUUAUGUUACAAAAUGAGGCAAUGGUCAGGUUCAGAAAACUAUUUAAAUUUGUUUUUUAUAUGUUUACGGGUCCAAAAUGGCCGUUGUCCUUUCUGUAUUCUUGUUAGAUUAAGACUUCUGUACAAUCAAAGGUUUUUUGACAGCGCUAAAAUGUAGAGUAUCUGUGGUAGAUGGUUUAAAGCUGCGAAGCGUUGUUGAUAUUUUUUGUAUUGGCCAUAUUUACAUUGGCUGAAUAACGUUAUUCUUUUGCCUAUAAAAAAGCAAUAUCUAUGUUAUGAAAUAAGAUUAUAAAAUUUAAAUUUAGUAUAUUUUAACUUAACAAAUUCUGAUAUUCAAAAUACUCUCCAAAAAUAUUUAAUUACGUACUUAGUAUUACGAAUAUGAAAAUCUCAACACGGCUUUGCAGCUAAAAUAUUGUUUAUAAUGUGUAGGUGAAUUGUAUGAUCACAAUUAAUUGUUAUUGGUCGAUAUUGUUUCACUGUAUUGGAAUGCUGGAAGUAUUAAAGGUACAUGUUCUUUGAAAUAUAAUAUCUUCAUAUAAUAUUA
This is a messenger RNA of Leptidea sinapis, 7792 nucleotides long. RefSeq names its product ELKS/Rab6-interacting/CAST family member 1-like. Gene Ontology annotation, molecular function: structural constituent of presynaptic active zone. The transcript is spliced from 21 exons. The record is from RefSeq and is a predicted model, not a curated record. Gene Ontology annotation, biological process: regulation of synaptic plasticity; neuromuscular synaptic transmission; maintenance of presynaptic active zone structure. Lineage: Eukaryota; Metazoa; Arthropoda; Insecta; Lepidoptera; Pieridae. Bases 141 to 6383 code for a protein of 2080 amino acids. Gene Ontology annotation, cellular component: cytoskeleton of presynaptic active zone.